Limanda limanda (common dab) is the source of this 1669-nucleotide messenger RNA. RefSeq names its product heparanase (gene hpse). The transcript has 12 exons. The record is from RefSeq and is a predicted model, not a curated record. Gene Ontology annotation, molecular function: hydrolase activity, acting on glycosyl bonds. Lineage: Eukaryota; Metazoa; Chordata; Actinopteri; Pleuronectiformes; Pleuronectidae. The coding region runs from base 20 to 1654 and encodes 544 amino acids. Gene Ontology annotation, cellular component: extracellular matrix; membrane.
GAAGCGUCUCAGUGCGAUCAUGAGUCUCCUGCUCCUCUUCCUCCUCCGGCUCUCGCACGGACUCCUCUUCACCAGAGACCCGGGCUGGGUCGCCUCGGACCCGGGCUGGAACCGGACCGGCUCCGGGUCGCAGCUCGUGUCCGUGUCCGCGGACCUGAGCUCCGUCCUGCACCGGGUGGACCCGCGGUUCCUGUCCGUGACCAUCGACUCCAGCCUGGGCAGCGAGGAGAGCUUCAUGUACCUGCUGAGAUCUCAGAAGAUCCGGACGUUGGCCAAAGCUCUGAGUCCCUCGUUCCUGAGGUUCGGUGGAACGAGACAGGACUUCAUGGUUUUCACUCCUGAGAGGAAACAUCUGCAGACAUCAGCUCUGUCCUGUGAUGAGGAGGCGCUGCCGUCGUGGCUGGAGGACAAACUGAAGGUGGAGUGGUCGAAGCAGCAGCUGGUCCUGAUGAGAGAAGAUGCUCAGAGGAAGUACAGGAGCGUCAAGUUCACAGAGUUGACCGUGGACCUGCUGAACUCCUUCUCCAGCUGCUCGGGGAUGGAUCUGAUCUUCGGGCUGAACGCUCUCCUCAGAACAGCCGACAACAGCUGGAACAGCAGCAACGCCGGCUCGCUGCUGCGGUACUGCGAGUCCCGAGGCUACGCCAUGUCCUGGGAGCUGGGAAACGAACCAAACAGUUUCGAGAAGAAGGCCGGGAUCCGAGUGGACGGAUCUCAGCUGGGACAGGACUUCACCCGUCUCCGAGAGAUGAUGUCAGAGUCCAAACUCUACCACGGCGCCGGACUGUACGGGCCGGACGUGGGCCAGCCGCGAGGCCACAGGAUCGACAUACUGGAGGGGUUCCUGUCGAGCGGAGCGGACGCCGUGGACGCCUGCACCUGGCACCAUUACUACGUGAACGGCAGAGACACGUCGCUGGAGGAUUUCCUGGAUCCAGAGAUUCUCGACUCGCUGAAGAUAAAGACCAAAGAAGUUCUGCAGAAAGUACAGAUGGCGUCCCCGGGGAAGGGGGUGUGGCUCGGAGAGACGAGCUCGGCGUACGGAGGAGGAGCCUUGGGUCUGUCCGACGCGUUCGUCGCAGGUUUCAUGUGGCUGGACAAACUGGGCCUGGCUGCCACGCUGGGCGUGGACGUGGUGAUGAGGCAGGUGCUGAUUGGUUCAGGAAGCUACCACCUGGUCGACAACAACCUGGACCCACUUCCUGAUUACUGGCUGUCUCUUCUCUACAAGAGACUCGUGGGACCGGAGGUUUUGAAGAUCGAGGCGUUUGCUGCUGUCGGCCGCAGCAAGAGAGUGCGAGUGUAUCUGCACUGCUCCAACACAAAGAGCUUCAGCAGCGGAGCGCUCACGCUGAUGUCUCUGAACCUGAGUGAGGAACCAGCCCGGAUCUGGGCUCCGGCUCUCGGCUCCUCCGGCACAGUGGAGGCGUUUGUCCUGCAGGCCGACCGGCCCGGGGAGGAGGGGCUCUACUCCAGGUCUGUGAAGCUGAACGGAGACGUGUUGAAGAUGGUGGACGAUCAAACUCUCCCCGACCUGAGAGGAGAGCGUCUCCCUCCAGCUGAGCACCUGCAGCUUCCUGCCUACUCGCUGGCCUUCUUCGUGUUCCCAGACGCUCGAGCCGCCGCCUGUCACGACCCCGGACGCCACCGAUGACGCCGCGGUCACGCA